Sycon ciliatum is the source of this 1613-nucleotide messenger RNA. Its product is annotated as zinc finger CCCH domain-containing protein 11A-like. Bases 1 to 1551 code for a protein of 516 amino acids. The record is from RefSeq and is a predicted model, not a curated record. NCBI's taxonomy places the organism in Eukaryota, Metazoa, Porifera, Calcarea, Leucosolenida, Sycettidae. The transcript is spliced from 7 exons. Gene Ontology annotation, molecular function: metal ion binding.
AUGUUUGAACAACAGAUGGCUCAAGUUGGUUAUGAUUGCUACUUCUUCUACUACUCGAGCUGCAACAAGGGACCCGCUUGUCCAUUCCGACACAGUGCACCUGCACUUGGCAAGGAAGACGUCUGUCAAGAUUGGGCCAGAGGAAGCUGUAUUGUUCCGAAUUGUGCACGUCGCCACAUGGGAAUACAUAAAGACCGUGGCAGCAUGCCAUGCUACUGGGAGUCUCAGCAAAUGCGGUGCAUCAAGCCGUUCUGCCCAUUCAAGCUUUUGAAGCCCCGUCCUGAUGCGCCUCUGCAAACUGGCCAAGUACAACCCACUACGACUGCACCUCAAGGAAAUCCAGUCAAAGCUGGACCAGCGCAGGUGCUUCCACCUGAUUUCAAGUUGCUGAUAACCAUACCUGGUGACAGCAAUGCACAGCGCAGCCCUACCAUCCGGACUAUUGGCAAUUCUCAAGAAAGACUGCGACACGCCCGAACACAAGGGGUUGCCACCGACUCAACUGCCGCUGACUCCAGAAUGGAUAUGAGAAGAGCAACUCGAGCCAAAAGCCGAUACCAUUUGGUUCAUGCUCGCGAUCAUCCAAAUCAACAGCAUAGAUUUGGACCUGCAAGGCAUGGUCCAAUUCGUUUGUUACCAACGAAAAGGGCAGCAUUUGUUCAGCAAAAAGACCAAACGAAGCCGUUAGCCAAACGACGCAGGCCUGAGAGGCAGACAUCAUCAUCUGCUCAAAGGCAGACAUCAUCAUCUGCUCAAAGGCAGACACUACCAUCGUGCCCUCUUCAGUCCAGUGGGCUGUCCGUCAAGGAGCUAAGAGCCAAACGCUUUUCCAAGCAACAGCAGCUCCAGCAGCAGCGUCAGCAGGACACAGAACAAGAACAGAGAAGAGAACCCUGGGCUAAGGUGCAUGCCAACACCAAGCCACUGCCUUUAAAAGCCACCCAAAAGCCUGGUGAUGUUCCAGCGACCCCACCAGCGUCCACCGCUGCUGGUAUUCACAUCAAGUCUUUAGAUGAAAUCCGUGCUGAGAAACGCAAGCACCAUGAGACCACUAGUGACAGCACUAUAUCUGCAGCAGGCACCUGUCAAAGGAGACCGGCCGAUAGUCAGACUUCCACUAUUCAAAGGAGACCGGCCGAUUCAACCAGCAAGGAAUCCACAUCAGUAGUUGUCAGUUCAGCAAGCAAGAGUGUAUGUAGUUCAGUACUGAGUACUGCACCUACCAAGAGUUCCACUCAAGCGGUAACACCUGCUAAGAUAACAAGACUCAGCAGUCAUUCUUCUGCUAAGAAGGAAAGCCCAGCCACUACGAAGGUGUCCCAAAGUGAAGGAAGUGAAGUUCCUUCCACUGCUGAUACUACUACUAUGAAGUCUGAUGCCAAGUCUGAAUUUGAUUGGCUCGAUGACAUCAACCUGCUGGAUGACGAUGUAUUUGAGAAAGCGAUGAAGGAAUUUGUUGGUGACGUAACCUACGUCGACUUGAAUAAGCCAGACCUUGACGAAACAGUCAACAGCGAAGAUCUACUCCUGGAAGCGGAGCUGAUGAUUUAGACUAAGAGAAAUUUUGUGUAUUGUCAGAGUGCACAGUGUGCUCCUCAUUUGCCAUGCCUACA